CUAGACUGGGAAUCGGAGGAAUGCUGUCGUAAUGUAUUCGCUUGCGAUGCGGUCAGGUGGAGGCUGGGCUGGACUGGGAAUCCGAUGAGUGUUGUCGUAAUAUACUCGCUUGCGAUGCGACCAGGUGGAGUCUGGGGGUUUAGCUAUUGCUCUGCAUCGGCCUCUCCGCUUUCCCUUUCUCCCAUCCUAGUAGAGGGUUCUUGUUCUUCCGAGCAGCGUCGGAGAGGAAACGAAGGGAUUCAGAUAUGGAGCAGACCUUUAUCAUGAUCAAGCCUGAUGGUGUCCAGCGAGGACUGGUCGGUGAGAUCAUUAGCCGAUUUGAGGAGAAGGGUUUCUAUCUGAAAGGCUUGAAGCUUAUGACCGUGGAGCGCUCCUUUGCUGAGAAGCACUAUGCCGAUCUCUCCUCGAAGCCCUUCUUUGCUGGGCUGGUGGAGUACAUCAUAUCCGGCCCUGUGGUCGCGAUGGUGUGGGAGGGAAAGAACGUGGUCGUGACCGGCCGCAAGAUCAUCGGGGCCACCAACCCUGCAGACUCUGCCCCGGGCACCAUCCGCGGCGAUUUCGCCAUCGAGAUCGGCAGGAAUGUUAUUCAUGGGAGUGACUCCAUUGAGAGUGCAAGGAAGGAGAUUGCUUUGUGGUUCCCUGAAGGCAUUACAGACUGGCAGAGCAACCUCCACCCUUGGAUUUAUGAGUAGAUGACAGCUGCUGCUUAGUUUGCAAAAAUUCAGAGUCUAGUCGUCUAUUUUAAUUUCCAGUCGAUGAAACUUAAGUUUUGACUUGAAGCUUUUGUCAGUCCCGGUGACGGGGUGAAACUUGGAUUUCAAAAUCUAGAUGUUUAUUGAACUCAUCAUAUUAUGCAUUGCGGCUGUCAUUUAAUAAGCAAUGCUUAUUAUUUAUAACAUGCUGGCCUGCUGCUUAUCUCA
This is a messenger RNA of Elaeis guineensis (African oil palm), 920 nucleotides long. RefSeq names its product nucleoside diphosphate kinase B. NCBI's taxonomy places the organism in Eukaryota, Viridiplantae, Streptophyta, Magnoliopsida, Arecales, Arecaceae. Gene Ontology annotation, biological process: GTP biosynthetic process; CTP biosynthetic process; UTP biosynthetic process. Gene Ontology annotation, molecular function: nucleoside diphosphate kinase activity. The record is from RefSeq and is a predicted model, not a curated record.